Molecule: messenger RNA, 2248 nt
Organism: Macrobrachium nipponense
Lineage: Eukaryota; Metazoa; Arthropoda; Malacostraca; Decapoda; Palaemonidae
Product: golgin subfamily A member 6-like protein 22
Exons: 1
Coding region: 110-2248 (712 amino acids)
Biological process (GO): protein folding in endoplasmic reticulum
Cellular component (GO): endoplasmic reticulum
Molecular function (GO): protein-folding chaperone binding; misfolded protein binding
Source: RefSeq, a predicted model, not a curated record
UACCUUGAGUCAGGUCCAAGAACGACUCAAAGAGGCUGAAGCAAAAAGUACACAGGUCGAAAUUCAUCGGCGAAAAGUACUGGAGGCAGAAGCUGAUCGCUGUAUUGAGAUGGAAGAUUUUCCGACAGCAAUAGUUUUCCUAGGAAUUAUAGCAAAGGACUAUGAUAAUGUGUUGGAUUGUCGUGUCAAGGAAUUGAGAUGCCACACAGCUCUAGGAAUGGUGGAAGAGGCCCAAAAAAUACUGGAAAAUUUACCUGCCGAGUAUCAAGAUGACUGUGAUGUUCUGGUGGAGUCUGCCCUACUUUGUGCCUUUGAUGCUGAGUUAGAAAAAGCUGAAAUGAUUUUGACUCAGGUUCUAGACCGAUGUCCUAACCAUGAAAGGGCACUCAAGGGAAGAGAGUUUCUGGAGCAGCGGGCGAUAUGGUACUCUAUUCCAUUGAUGAUAGACGAAUGUGAAUUCGAUGCUGUUUUGGAAAAGAUUACACACGCCCAGUCUCUGGAAUCCUUUUUCCCGCAGAUACGUGUUGACUUGGCCAGAAUGAAAGGGAACGUCUUCUGCAAGCUUGGACGGCUGCAAGAAGCAUGUGACUGUUUCCUCGCUGUACUGGAUAAGGACGAAGAUCAAGAGGACUGUAGGUUAAGACUGGCAUUGUGUCUCUUGCUGCUGGGCAGACACGCUGAAGCUACGGUCCAUCUUGAGGAACUAGAUGAAGAUAUAGAAGAUGUGGAAGCUUUGAUCGCAGCUGCCGAAACCCUGGAAAGAAUGGAACGUCAUGGCUGCCCUUACGACAUCCUAGGCGUUGCAGAGGAUGCUGCUUUGAAGGAGAUAGAAAGGGCCUACAGGAAGCUGGCCCUCAAGAGCCACCCUGAUAAGUUCCAAGGGCCUCAGGCAGAGCGAGAACAAAUGAAGGAAGUCAUGCAAAGGAUCAACUACGCUAACGACAUCUUACGUGACGCCGAUGAAAGAGAGGAAUACAACACUCUCAGGGACUUCGUCAAGGACGUCGCGGAUAAGCUGUUCGAAGAUCCCAAGUUUCCCGAUGAAUCCGACGAUGAAGAAGAUGAGUCAGAACCGUAUGAGGAGGAGGAAGAAUGGGAUGAAGAGGAACUGUCUGAGGAAGAAGAAGAAUCUGAUAAAGAGGAACUGUCUGAGGAAGAAGAAGAAUCUGAUGAAGAGGAACUAUCUGAUGAAGAGGAAGAAUCUGAUGAAGAGGAAGAAUCUGAUGAAGAGGAAGAAUCUGAUGAGGAGGAAGAAUCAGAUGAAGAGGAAGAAUCUGAUGAAGAGGAAGAAUCUGAUGAAGAGGAACUGUCUGAUGAAGAAGAAGAAUCUGAUGAAGAGGAAGAAUCUGAUGAAGAGGAAGAAUCUGAUGAGGAGGAAGAAUCUGAUGAAGAGGAAGAAUCUGAUGAGGAGGAAGAAUCUGAUGAGGAGGAAGAAUCUGAUGAAGAGGAAGAAUCUGAUGAAGAGGAAGAAUCAGAUGAAGAGGAAGAAUCUAAUGAGGAGGAAGAAACAGAUGAAGAGGAAGAAUCUUAUGAAGAGGAAGAAUCUGAUGAGGAGGAAGAAUCUGAUGAAGAGGAAGAAUCAGAUGAAGAGGAAGAAUCAGAUGAAGAAGAACUGUCUGAUGAAGAGGAAGAAUCUGAUGAAGAGGAACUGUCUGAUGAAGAGGAAGAAUCUGAUGAAGAGGAAGAAUCAGAUGAAGAGGAAGAAUCUGAUGAAGAGGAAGAAUCCGAUGAAGAAGAACUGUCUGAUGAAGAGGAAGAAUCUGAUGAAGAGGAAGAAUCUGAUGAGGAGGAAGAAUCUGAUGAAGAGGAAGAAUCUGAUGAAGAGGAACCGUCUGAGGAGAAGGAAGAAUGGGAUGAAGAGGAAGAAUCUGAUGAAGAGGAAGAAUCUGAUGAGGAGGAACUGUCUGAGGAAGAAGAAGAAUCUGAUGAAGAGGAACUGUCUGAGGAAGAAGAAGAAUCUGAUGAAGAGGAACUGUCUGAGGAAGAAGAAGAAUCUGAUGAAGAGGAAGAAUCUGAUGAAGAGGAACUGUCUGAGGAAGAAGAAGAAUCUGAUGAAGAGGAAGAAUCUGAUGAAGAGGAACUGUCUGAGGAAGAAGAAGAAUCUGAUGAAGAGGAACUGUCUGAGGAGGAGGAAGAAUCUGAUGAAGAGGAAGAAUCUGAGGAGGAGGAAGAAUCUGAUGAAGAGGAAGAAUCUGAUGAAGAGGAAGAAUGUGAUGAGGAGGAUGAAGAGGACGAGGAGGGAGAAUAG